AUGACGCAGCUCAGCCUGGUAGCUCAGCAAUCCGAACCCGAACCCCACCAGGCGGCCGCGCGAGUGGCAGCUCUCGAGGCAGAGCUUCAGGAGCUCUGCGCUGCAGCACGGGCGCCGGCACAGAGGAACUGGCUACGCUUUGCGCGGGAGGCCCUCCGCAAGCUUGGCCCUCCUCAUCGCUUUGCGGUGCUCAGAUGUGCGCUUCAAGACAGGCAGGCGAGCCUGAGGCAGCAGCGGCAAGUACUAGAGAAAAGGCUGGAGGAGAACGGACUGCCACCACUCGGCGAGGGUGAGGAGUUCCUGCAGGAACUCCAGGCAGAGUUACAAGACCUCCAGCUUGGCGGAAGACAGUGGCGCCAUCGACUUCAAGAGACCGCUACGAAGUUAGGCGAUCGAGGACGGCGCCUUUCAUUUUCGCAGCAGUUCUGUCCCGCGGAGCGCGAGCUCCUCCGGCUACAGGCAGAGCUGCAGCAUGCGCAGGGCACCAGCAAGGAGACUCAGGAGGCGGAGCUGCAGCAGCUCCGCGAGGAGGUCGCAGCUUUGGAAAAGGCGGAAGAGGAAGCUAAGGCGGCAGCAUCGCUGGGAUCUAAGGGCAAUCGUCUUGGCCCAGCCUUUGACAAGCAUCAGAGACGAAGGCUGCCCGCCGCGGCGCCCGGAAACGCUGCCUCCGCUGAGAAGAUUGAGAUAGCUGGCCUGAGCGCCAAGAUGGUUGCCACUCCGGGGCCCUUGAACGUCUUGGGAAGCUUCGACACGAUCGUGAGCCUGCUCUGCAUCCAUCACAUCCGCGACUGUGAAGCUCAGCUCCGCGAGCUGGCAACGCAUCUCUCACCCAGCGGCCGGAUUGUCGUCAUCGAUUUUGAGGCCACUGAGAAUGCACGCCUUUUCCACAAGAAGUCGGAAACGAGAGGUGAUCACUACGAGCACGACGGUCUGGAAGCGGAUGCACUGCACGGGUGGCUCACUUCGGCAGGGCUGCAGAAUGUAGAGGUUCACCGAGCGCCCUUCGAGAAAGCUCGGGCAGAAGGUUGGGAAGAUGCCGGGCGUACGGAGACCUUCCAGAUGUUGAUCGCUUCGGGAUCGCGAGAGUGA
Messenger RNA from Symbiodinium sp. CCMP2456, 1089 nucleotides. The record is from the annotation of a GenBank genome assembly. NCBI's taxonomy places the organism in Eukaryota, Dinophyceae, Suessiales, Symbiodiniaceae.